Molecule: messenger RNA, 1650 nt
Organism: Melospiza georgiana
Lineage: Eukaryota; Metazoa; Chordata; Aves; Passeriformes; Passerellidae
Gene: SPATA18
Product: spermatogenesis associated 18
Exons: 12
Coding region: 130-1542 (470 amino acids)
Biological process (GO): mitophagy by internal vacuole formation; mitochondrial protein catabolic process
Cellular component (GO): mitochondrial outer membrane
Source: RefSeq, a predicted model, not a curated record
GGCUGUGGAAGCCCUCGGACGCGGCCAAGCCCAGGGAAGGGCCCGGGCUGGCAUUACCAUCUCCAUUACACCUGCGCCGCCCGAAGAAUACUCUGCCGAGGGGACAGCAGAGCGAGCUGACAUCUAGCCAUGGCCAAAGAAAUUAACAGCCUCGUGGGCGGGGGAAACACCCGGGAAAUGCAGGACUAUGAGCUUCAGUUGUUUCGCUUUUUGUCCGUGGCAAGGUUCCCUGAAAAGAAGGGUUGGAGGUUAAAAGUGAGAUUUGAUCGGUACCGGCUGUGCUUAGAAGGGAGAAGAGCGUUGAAAAACGGCCGGUGGAAGGACUACGGAAAUCUGAGCCGAUGCUGUCAAGUGUUAGAACUGAACAAGGCAAUUCAAAAGCAGCUCUUCUCAAUUCUCAAUGAAACAUCCCAAGGAGAGGAUUGUGCAGCAAAAUUAAAAGGCUGUCUCCUGCCAAGUAUAUGUACUGCUUCAGGAAGUGACAACCUCACUCAGGAGUCAGCUGAAGGAGAGCUACAGCUGAGAGAUUUGUCCUGCAAACCAAGGUGUGAGCUGCAAGAACUGGAGGACAAACUAAGUGAAACUCGUGUGCAGAUCAACCAGAUGGAACGAGAUCUGAAGGCUUCCCGGUGCCACUUAAAGAGGCUAGAGGAACUAGAUGAGUACGAGCAGAAGAUUGAGAACUUGCGGGAUGAGAUUGCUAUGCUGGAUUGCAAAAAGUCUGUUAUCCAGAGCAGACCCUGCGUGAGGCCCUGUCCUCCCAAGUGCCGUGCCCUUUGCCCAAGGCCCUGUACACCUCCCCGGAUCAGGCGGGGCAGCGCUUCACACCGUGCCUGCCUCAUAGCUCGCUAUAACUUCAUUUACGCUAAGGAACGCUUGGAGGCAGAGUGCAUUUUGAGGCGAUACGUCUGUAACUUGGAGACGGUGCAGAGGAUAGUAUACAUUGCAUGUGUGGAAUCUUUCCGUGCGGCAAAGAUGGCCUUCUGGAGGGUGAAAAUAAACGUAAAAGACACUUUGGGUAUAUGUUUCAGAGGGGGACCUACGUCACUUGAAGUUGCUGUCCUGGAUUAUAUAGCUUGCCACAAGGAUCUGUAUGACGUUUGUUGCAGUGUCCAUGAAGUCGUUUGCUGCAUGAACAGGAACCCAAAGCUUCCAUGUCCAGGAGAACUGGAUUUCGUUGUGAUCAGCAAUUUGAUUCGAGAGGUGUGCUGUUUGGCUUAUUCAAUGCAGACACUCAUUCCUCCUCUUGAUAUUGCCUAUGGUGUUGAUGGAGAAUGCUUCAAUAGGAACAUGUACUAUCGUAGCUUUGACUCCGAUUUUGCAGCUCCCUUUGUGGCCUAUCACGUCUGGCCUCCUCUGGUAGAAGAUGGCACUGUUAUUGUGAAAGGAGAAGUAGUCACUAAAAAAAUGGUUAUGUGUCCUCGCAGAUGCAGGAUUAGAAGCAGAAGCUGCAGCUGUGGCCGUCCUCUGCUGUGUGGGGUGCCUCGAAGCCGCAGUCUUUCAACCGUGAGGGUCAGAAGUAAGUGGCAUAUUGGUUCCUAGUGACUCAUGGUUUUCACAUCAAGCCAUUGAACAAUUGAACAAAAGAACAAAAUUACAUGUUGACUGUCUCUGAUUCUAAAAUACUUGCCGAAGUGUUAAAUUGGAUAG